CCCCCCCACACGCCCCCUUACCCACCGCCUCAACGUGGAGCAAAGUUUUCCCAAACCUGCCACCCCUGGAAUCCCUGCAGAUGUGCGGAGCCUGGCGCUGAAGCGGGCGCUUGCCAGCAGCCCAGAUGCAUUUGCGACUCUUUGCCUUAGUGAUGUCCUUGUUGUGUGAGGUGAUCAGGAUGGGGUCCGGCGUCAUGCAGAAGCAAAGCGCUCACAGAGAGACGUCGGAGGACUGUCAGAGUUGCCUGGAGUGCUCGCGGGACAACGGCUGUGUACGCUGCCCAGAGCGACUCUUCCUGUUUCUGCAGAGGAAAGGGAUGUCUCAUCAUGGGACGUGUCUCCAUUCCUGUCCCGCUGGACACUUUGGACAGAGAGGGAGGGACGUGAACCGCUGCAUGAAAUGCCGCUCGUUGGACUGCGAGCAUUGUUUCAGUCGGGACUUCUGCACCAAGUGUAAGCCCGGCUUCAAGCUGCACAAAGGCAAAUGUUUGAUCCACUGCCCAGAGGGAACCUAUGCUCACCAGACAGACUGCCUUGAGGACUGUUCCCUGGCUCCACUGGGAGAGUGGAGCGAGUGGAGCGUCUGUGUCCGUGACGGCGCCACCUGUGGUUUCAGAUGGGGAAAGCAGACCAGGGCCCGGCAGAGCAGCCAGAGUGGGAGAGAGGCCGAAGAAAAAGGAGCGUCGGUCUGUCUGGCCCAAAGUGAAACACAGAGGUGCAGGAUGAAGAAAAAAUGUCCCACAGAAAGAAGACAGAAUAAAAAAGGAGGACUUGGAAGGAAGAGGGAAAGAAAACGAGUGAAGCUGCUCGCCAGCAGCCGGCCCGGCGUCUCACCCGAGGCAACGACAGACCCCAGCAGAGGUCCCUGAAACGCAUCCAGCCGACCCGCCGGAGCACGUGUUGGUCGGCCCACAGCAGAACUCUCCGACCCGCAUUCAGCCCCCAAGAUCCCAAAAUCAGUAGGAAGGAGGAAAACUGUGACGAGCGGGUUCCCCUUCAGUUUAGUCCCGUAAUGUGAGAAUAAAUGAUCCUGUGUAUGCGUUACAAAAACAAAGAAAAAUCCAAUCAAAGCAGGAUCUGUUGAGUCACGUUACACCCGAGUUGCACUGAAAAUUAUAUUUAACUCAUUUCAAUUUGGUUUAUCUACUGAAUUUCCUGCUAGUUUUACCAGAAUGUAGCAACGAGGCCUGAUUCAAGUCCUUAGAAGUCAAUAUGGCCCAAUUUAUUCCUAAAUAAAUCUCAAUCAAUACCAAUUCAUCUGGGUUAGAUUAUAUUAUAAAGAAGAAAAUGAAACAUUCAUAAUAAUCAUCUUGUCAUUUGUGCGUUUAGGGAGCAGUGGGCUGCCACAGGGCUCCACACUGGGAGCAAACUGUGGGAUUUGAACCAGGGAACUAACCCCUAGUCCAUCCCUGUAUUGUCCCUCUGAUCUGGGAGAAAUUGGGUCUGGUUGCAUCAAAACACAGCCGUAGCUCAAAGUGGGUCAUCGACGGGACAAAGAUCCUAAACACAGCGGCAGAUCUGCCUGAAACGAGCCAGGGGUUGCAACGGCCUAGUCAAAGUCCAGGCCUCCACCUUGUUGAAAAAUGCUGAAAACAUCUGGAAAAUGAAAAA
Fundulus heteroclitus (mummichog) is the source of this 1611-nucleotide messenger RNA. RefSeq names its product R-spondin 4 (gene rspo4). Bases 126 to 869 code for a protein of 247 amino acids. NCBI's taxonomy places the organism in Eukaryota, Metazoa, Chordata, Actinopteri, Cyprinodontiformes, Fundulidae. The record is from RefSeq and is a predicted model, not a curated record. The transcript has 5 exons.